Molecule: messenger RNA, 519 nt
Organism: Rhinichthys klamathensis goyatoka
Lineage: Eukaryota; Metazoa; Chordata; Actinopteri; Cypriniformes; Leuciscidae
Gene: mrps10
Product: mitochondrial ribosomal protein S10
Exons: 7
Coding region: 1-507 (168 amino acids)
Biological process (GO): translation
Cellular component (GO): ribosome; mitochondrial small ribosomal subunit; mitochondrion
Molecular function (GO): structural constituent of ribosome
Source: RefSeq, a predicted model, not a curated record
AUGGCGGCUUCCAUGGCGAGCGUCCUGUCAAAGACCAUUAACAGACACUUCUUUCAGGCGGCUGCAGGACAGCAUCAAAGACGGUUGAUCCACACAUCACCGUCUCCUGUCGUGUCAGAGGAGCCGGACACUCUCUAUCAGAGGCUGUCAGUGGAGGUCAAAGGUCACGAUAGGUCAGUUCUGGACAGUUAUGAGUUUUUCGCGACUCUGGCUGCUCGAGAGCUCGGACUCACCCUGGAGAAAGUGUUCGAGCCGCCCAAACACAUUGAUAAGCUCACCCUGCUGAAGUCCAUUCACAUCUUCAAGAAGCACAGAGCCCAGUACGAGAUGAGGACACACCGCCGGCUCGUCCAGAUUUCUGGAAUAACGGGAUCAAGCGCGCGGGUUUAUCUGGAGUAUAUCCAGCGCAAUCUGCCGGAGGGCGUCGCCAUGGAGAUCACCAAGACUGCGGUUGAGAAGAUCCCGGAGCACAUCCAGAAUCCACUGUGGGACGAACACAGCCAAUGAGGAACGAGCAUA